AUGGCAUACCGCUGUCGUGUGAGAGACAGCCUGACGACCAUGGAUGCAUUAAAAAUGGUUUACGAAUAACUUUACAGCGUUGCAACAGCUGGUUUGACAGCCCACGCCUUCAAAGACCACACCGGAAGAACAGGAAUAAUACUAUACAGGCGAUUCACUCAAGGGGAAAAUACAGCCUGCAGCCAGAGGUGAGGAGAAUGAGCCAGAAAGAGGGUCUGAGGGCCAACUCCUUUCAGUUCACUCUGGAGGGAGAGCCCUUUCGCAUCCUGGGGGGCUCUAUCCACUACUUCCGUGUCCCCAGAGCCUACUGGGAGGACCGGCUGCUGAAGAUGAGGGCCUGUGGGGUCAACACUCUCACCACAUAUGUGCCAUGGAACCUGCAUGAGCCAGAGAGAGGGGUUUUCAACUUCCAGGACCAGUUGGAUUUAAAGGCGUACAUCAGCCUAGCAGCAGAGUUGGGGCUCUGGGUGAUUCUGCGGCCAGGACCCUACAUCUGUGCUGAGUGGGACUUAGGAGGGCUCCCCAGCUGGCUGUUACGUGACAAAAACAUGAAGUUGAGGACAACCUACCCUGGCUUCACAGAAGCAGUGAACUCUUUCUUCGACAAACUCAUCCCAAUAAUUAAGCCUCUACAAUUUGAAGAGGGAGGCCCCAUCAUUGCAGUUCAAGUGGAGAAUGAGUAUGGCUCAUAUGCAAAGGAUGAACAAUACAUGCCUUUUAUAAAGGAGGCUCUACUAUCCAGAGGAACCAAUGAACUCCUGCUGACAUCAGACAACCGGGAGGGGCUCAAAUGUGGAGGAGUGGACGGAGUUCUCAAGACGGUAAACCUUCAAAGACUGGCCUACGGAACAAUACAAUAUUUAGCGUACAUCCAGCCCCAGAAACCUCUGCUUGUAAUGGAGUACUGGUCUGGGUGGUUCGAUGUCUGGAGUGAAUCUCACCACGUGUUUCCAGCAGAGGACAUGUUGGCUGUGGUGUCACAGAUACUGGAGCCAGGUGUAUCCAUCAACCUCUAUAUGUUCCAUGGUGGAACCAGCUUUGGCUUCAUGAAUGGAGCUGUGGCGAACCUUGGCACCUACAAACCUCAGGUCGGCAGCUAUGAUUAUGAUGCUCCGUUAUCCGAGGCUGGAGAUUACACCACCAAGUAUCAGCUCUUGAGGAAUUUAUUCAGCCAGUUUCACAGUGAGAAGCUUCCUGAGGUUCCCUCUCUCCAGGCCAGGAGAGUGUAUGAGCCUGUCAUCAUUCAGCAGCAUCUGUCACUGUGGGAGAGCCUGCAGUUUACUGAGCCCUUGAAGUCAGAGAAGCCUGUCAACAUGGAGAACCUUCCGGUCAACAGUAAUAAUGGUCAGUCCUAUGGCUACACUCUAUAUGAGACCACCAUCAGCAGUGGAGGCCUUCUGAACUCCAGGAACAAUGUUAAAGACAGAGCCCUGGUGUUUGUGGACAGACACUUUGUUGGUGUCCUGGACUAUAAAUCGGUGGAGUUUGCACUGCCUGAUGGGAAGGGAGAGCAAACAUUGAGUUUACUUGUGGAGAACUGUGGAAGAGUGAAUUAUGGGAAAGCCCUAGAUGAUCAGCGUAAAGGUCUGGUGGGAGAUAUUGUAUUGAACCACGUGCCUCUGAAGGACUUUACAAUCUACUGUUUGGAUAUGAAGCCAAACUUCCUAAAGAGACUCAGUGCAGCAAGCCAGUGGAACUCAGUCCCCCAGAAGCCUUCCUUCCCAGGGUUCUUCCAGGGCAUGCUGUAUGUGGACGGCCAUCCCAGAGACACCUUCAUCAGACUGCCUGGCUGGAGUAAAGGAGUGGUCUUUAUCAACGGGCAGAAUCUUGGACGCCACUGGUCCAUCGGUCCCCAGAAAACUCUCUACCUCCCUGGACCUUGGCUUAAAAGUGGAAAUAAUCAGAUCAUUGUGUUCGAGGAACAGAAAGCUGAUGACAAAUUAGUAUUUGUUGAAAAUCCUGAUCAUGGAAAAACAAUUGAUGUAUACAAAUAUCCAUUUUGUGUUCUGCUUUGAAAUGAUCAAUAUUUUAAAUAAAAUGAUGACAGCAAUUUCUUAUAACAUAGUAAUAACACGGUAAUACAAAAGCUAUGAUUACCUUAACACACUGUAUGUAAUGUUGUUAUUGUGUUAUGGGAUGGGUCUACCACUGAAUGUGAUGAUAGACAUGUAUUUUUAUGUAGUCUAGAGCACAGUCAUAAGGCAUGUUACAUAUACUACCGUUCAUAAGUUUGGGGUCACUUAGAAAUGUCCUUGUUUUUAAAAGAAAAGCAAAAAAAAA
This is a messenger RNA of Salvelinus namaycush (lake trout), 2280 nucleotides long. It is a transcript of the gene glb1l2, whose product is annotated as galactosidase beta 1 like 2. Lineage: Eukaryota; Metazoa; Chordata; Actinopteri; Salmoniformes; Salmonidae. Gene Ontology annotation, cellular component: vacuole. Bases 198 to 2015 code for a protein of 605 amino acids. Gene Ontology annotation, molecular function: beta-galactosidase activity. The transcript is spliced from 19 exons. The record is from RefSeq and is a predicted model, not a curated record. Gene Ontology annotation, biological process: carbohydrate metabolic process.